AUGAUAGUGUGGAACCUUGCCGAGCACCCCGACCUCCAGGAUGCUGUGUCGGCCAGCCAUGGCAUCUUCAAGGGCAGGCUCGAGGGCCUGGAUGAGGGGGAGGUGGAAUACUCGCUCCUGUUCAGGGCACCUGCCGUGAUCAAGGUCGGGGUCUGGUGCAAUGGGGACCAAGAACGCCUCGCCCUGGCCGACACGAAUGAGUUCACAAUACCGGAGACAGUGUUCAGCACCAAGAGGAUAGGCCUAAAUAAUGGUACCACGACAGUCCAAGAAACCACGUUCGCGAGAGGGCAUAGGACUCACAAGUACAAGCCGCUGGCAGCGGUCCGCCUGCGCGCCAGCGACGUGGAGGAUGACUACAUUGAGCUGUUUGACCGCUACGGAAAAGAUGUCAGGCCCAACAACGAGGAGGAACCGGGCCUCGCGCGCCACUACAGGUGGGGAAGUCCCGACCAUCAAGACCACUCGUUCUUACUAUACUACGAGUAUCGAGACACCACGCCCACUAGUUCUCCUCGUCUAGGCGGGCAGGGGGAGACCCCGGCGGCUGCCAUCACAGGAGCGAAUAAGCCUGGCAUGGGUGAGGACGGCCUAGCUGCUGGCACCGCGGCACACGACGCCGUCGUCGGGGGUGGCGGAAGUCCUGGCCAGGUGCCAGUGCCAACCCCCGGGGACAACCCACGUGCCGGCCAGACACACGCCCGACCCUGA
This is a messenger RNA of Diaporthe batatas, 711 nucleotides long. RefSeq lists its product as uncharacterized. NCBI's taxonomy places the organism in Eukaryota, Fungi, Ascomycota, Sordariomycetes, Diaporthales, Diaporthaceae. The transcript has a single exon. The record is from RefSeq and is a predicted model, not a curated record. The coding region runs from base 1 to 711 and encodes 236 amino acids.